Molecule: messenger RNA, 3954 nt
Organism: Neospora caninum
Lineage: Eukaryota; Apicomplexa; Conoidasida; Eucoccidiorida; Sarcocystidae
Exons: 12
Coding region: 1-3954 (1317 amino acids)
Biological process (GO): nucleosome organization; regulation of transcription by RNA polymerase II
Cellular component (GO): chromatin; nucleus
Molecular function (GO): histone binding; DNA binding; ATP hydrolysis activity
Source: RefSeq, a predicted model, not a curated record
AUGGAAGCGGAGACCGAGGGCGAUGUGGAGGCUGUUCGGCCCGUUGGGGCGCAGUGCGUGUCCGAGGCGUCUCCUGCAGCGGCGCCUUCGGAAGGGACCGAGGGAAGCGAACAAAAAUGUGUCCGCAUUCCUUCUUCUCUCUCCCCUUCGCGUCAGGACGCGGCUUUUCGCAAUGGUCACCCUGUCUCGGAGGCGCGUGGCGACGCUUCCGUCUCUUCGCGCCUGCCUUCUGCAUCGGCGGGGCCGCGCACGCAGGCGUCUUCGCCGGAGAGCGACUCACCUCGCGCGAAUGGAGUCUCCGGCAGCGAAGGCGAGAGCCCAGAGAAGCCCCGCGCAGGCCUGCGGGGCGAGGGACCGGAGGCCCAGGCCGACGGCGCCGACGGAUCGAUGGGGAAGUUGCAGAUGCUCCUCGAGUACGGCGAGAGUUACCUGCUGUCUCUCUGCCACAGUAGCCGCAAGCACGACUCUCGCCAGACUUCGAGCCUCAGCCGAGCGCCCGGCAGCUUGGACGGCCGGACCGAUGCUUCGCUGAAACGCCACGAGAAGGCCGUCGGGGCCUCGAGGCGCGCUCGGCGCAUUGUCUCCUCCGACGAGGAAGACAUGGCUGACUUCGACGAGGGAAAGGCGCGGGAGGCUGCGCAGAGGAGAGAGAGGAAGCGCGCGCGCGAAGGGUCCUCGGAGCCGUCUCCGGAGAUGGAAGAAGACUUUCGGAUGGCUGCGCGUCCCGUCAUCACGCGUCUCACCACGCAUCCCUCGAUCCUUCGGUGCCCGCCGAAACCAUACCAACUCGAGGGCCUCAACUGGCUCAUUCAACUCCACGAGCGAGGCAUGAACGGAAUUCUCGCCGACGAAAUGGGGCUCGGAAAAACCUACCAGACGAUCUCCCUCCUCGCCUUCUUGAAGGAGGGGAAAGGCAUCGACGGCCCGCACCUCGUUCUCGCCCCCAAAAGUACAAUCGGAAACUGGAUGAUUGAGUUCCGCAAGUUUUGCCCCGCGAUCAACGCCGUCAAGGUCUUGGGCGACAAGGAGACGCGCCGCGCGACGCUGGCGCACAUUGUCUCUCGGGCCCAGGCUGCGUCCUCGGUGGACGGUCGCGAGAGAGACGACAAGUUUUCGCGGAGCGCAGAUGUGUCCCCGGGGCACAGCGACGGCGAAGACGAAGGCGCCUCGACGCCUCCGGGCUGUCUCGGUAGAGAAGAGAAGAGCGAUGAGGAUGGGUCUGGACGGUCGGGCCAGGACGAGCGCGGCGAAGGCGGAAACACAGAGCGAACGGAAGAGGAACCCGAGGACGGCGGCGAAGGCGAAGACGGCAGGAAAGAAGACGAGAAGGAAGAAGUCUUGCCGGAUCGCGUCGACGUCGUCGUCACCUCCUUCGAAAUGUGCAUUCUCGAACGCGCCCAAUUCCUCAAAGUCGACUGGGAAUACAUCAUCAUCGACGAAGCGCAUCGAAUCAAAAACGAGAGCUCGAAACUCGCACAAACCGCGCGACUCUUCAACACCAAACACCGACUCCUCCUCACCGGGACGCCUCUCCAGAACAACCUGAGAGAGCUGUGGGCUCUCCUGAACUUUUUGUUUCCGUCGCUCUUCUCGUCGUCUGCGGAGUUUGAGCACCUCUUCGACCUCACGGGGACUGCCGGCGAGGCGGGCACCGAGUUGACGGCGGAGCAGCGAGAAGAGAGAAACAUGAAGAUCGUCACGCGUCUCCACCGCAUCUUGCGUCCCUUCAUGCUUCGCCGCGUGAAGAAGGAAGUGUUGAAGGAGAUGCCGCCGAAAAAAGAGCUGCUGCUAGUUGUCCCUCUCUCAGGCAAGUGCCAAGAGACACACAGGGAUCGCGCAAGACGAAACGCGCACACGAAAACUGUCCUCGCGCAGAGACCUUGCGUCUUUCCUCCUCGAGCGAUGCAGAAACAACUGUACAAAGAUCUCCUGACGAAGAACGUCGCGGCGCUCCAAGGCGCAGAAGGCGCUGGCCGGACCCAGCUCCUCAACCUGGCCAUGCAGCUGCGAAAGGCGUGCAAUCACCCGUACCUGUUUGAAGGCUACGAGUCGGAGAAUGCAGAUCCGUUUGGCGAGCACGUGAUUGAGAACGCCGGGAAGUUGCGUUUCUGCGACCGUUUGCUCCGGCGCCUGAUUCAGGAACACCGGCGGUGUUUGAUUUUCACGCAGAUGACCAAGAUGAUCGACAUCCUCGAGGACUACUGCCGCAUUCGCAUGUUCAAGUACUGCCGCAUCGACGGGAACACCUCGGGAGACGAACGCGACAGGCAAAUCGAAGCCUUCAACGCGCCAGGCAGCGACAUCCCCAUCUUCCUCCUCUCCACACGCGCAGGCGGCCUGGGCAUCAACCUCGCAACUGCUGACACUGUCAUCCUCUACGACUCCGACUGGAAUCCUCAGGUAGACCUCCAAGCCAUGGACCGCGUCCAUCGAAUCGGCCAGAAGAGCGCAGUGAAUGUCUAUCGACUGGUCCACGAACACACGAUCGAGCAGAAAAUCAUCGAACGCGCGAUGCUAAAGUUGCAGUUGGACACGGCCAUCAUUCAGCAAGGUCGUCUGAGUGAUCAGCAAAACCAGCAGAAACAACUUUCGAAAAACGAACUCAUGACCAUGGUCCAGUUCGGCGCGGAUCACAUCUUCAAAUCCGGCGCCGGAGACGACAUAACUGAAGAGGAACUCGAAGCCAUUCUAGCGAGGGGACAGGAGCGGACGGACGCGAUGAACGAGAAGCUGCAGGCGCAUGUGAAGAAGAGUUUGCUGGACUUCACGAUCAACUCGGCGCCGUCUUCGAGUCUGUACGAGUACGACGGCAUCGACUACACCGACCAGCAGCGGAGGGCGGAUCGCGAGGCCUGGGCCGCGCUCGCGGUUCAGACUCUCGAGGCGCAGAACGAGCGCGAAAGUCGCCGCAGGAUGCGCAUGCAGAAAGAGCAAGAGAUGCAGCUGGCCCAGAGCGUGGAGCAGAGAAAAGUGAAGCACAUCCCCCGAGCUGUACGCUUGCCGGCUAUGCAGGAGUGGCAGUUCUACGAUCGACGGCGGAUUGAAGAACUGCAUGCAGCGGAGCUGCUGUAUUACCGGAACCAAGGGACUACCCGCGCACCAACCGACGAGGAGAGAGAAGAGAAACAGCGCCUUCUGCGCGAAGGCUUCGGGACUUGGGGCAAACGCGACUUCAUUCAGUUCGUCAAAGGAAACGAAAUGUACGGUCGCCACGACAUCACUCGAAUCGCCACCGAAGUCGACGGAAAGAGCGUUGAGGAGGUCGCUGCGUACGCGCGAGUCUUUUGGAGUCGGUACCCGGAAAUCGCAGGAUGGGAGAAGUGGAUUCGCCGCAUCGAAGAGGGCGAAGCAGUUAUCAACAAGCGAAGGGAACUCGAGCAGGUGAUUGUUCGCCGGCAGCAGCAAUGCGAGGUUCCCUGGAGGCGGCUCUUGAUUCCGUACGGCGGAGCAGCGAAGAGUCGCAGCAUUUUCACGGAGCAAGAAGACCGGUGGAUUCUGAACAUGACAACUCUGCUAGGCUACGGCAACUGGGACAAGAUGCGAGAUCUCCUGCUGCGAGACACGCAGUGGCGAUUUGACUGGUUCGUCCGAUCCAGAACGGCCAGCGACGUGGGAAAGAGAGCCGAGGCGCUGGUCCGGCUCUUGAAGAAAGAGGAGGGGGAGCGCUUCACUCGAGGUCGGCGGCGCCUGGACCUUCCCGACGCAAGGCCUGCAGUGUCCGCGGCGCCUGUAGCCUCUGGGACCGUCGCGGGCGCGUCUCCGUUUCUGGGUGGAGCCCCAGGCGCCGCGGCGCCGACCGGCGGAGAGAGUGGGGGGCCUGUCCCCUCUGGGGAGACACCUUCCCCGCCCUGUGGCGCGCAAUUCCUCGGUCUGGGCAACGCGCCCGCGGGAGCAGAGAAGUCGGCACUUGGCAGGGGAAAGCGUCUUCGCAGCACGGCGUGGGCUCCAGCGUAA